Molecule: messenger RNA, 1936 nt
Organism: Galeopterus variegatus (Sunda flying lemur)
Lineage: Eukaryota; Metazoa; Chordata; Mammalia; Dermoptera; Cynocephalidae
Gene: RTN2
Product: reticulon 2
Exons: 10
Coding region: 116-1519 (467 amino acids)
Source: RefSeq, a predicted model, not a curated record
GCGGCGAGGAUGGCGGCAGCGUCGUGGGCGCGGCGGAGAUGAGCUCCCGCGGCCCCGGGCCCAGGGCGGCGCGGCCGGAGUGGGCGGGGGUCCUGAUGCAGGCCCGAGGGGGGCCAUGGGGCAGGUCCUGCCGGUCUUCGCCCACUGCAAAGAAGCUCCUUCUACAGCCUCCUCUACCCCUGAUUCCACAGAAGGAGGGAACGACGACUCAGAUUUUCGGGAGCUGCACACAGCCCGGGAAUUCUCGGAGGACGACGAGGAGACCACGUCGCAGGACUGGGGCACCCCCCGGGAGCUGACCUUCUCCUACAUCGCCUUCGAUGGCGUAGUGGGCUCCGGGGGGCGCAGGGAUUCAGCUGCCCGCCGCCCCCGGCCCCAAGGCCGCUCAGUCUCGGAACCACGAGACCAACCCCCUCAGCCCGGCCUGGGCGACAGCUUGGAGAGCAUCCCCAGCCUGAGCCAAUCCCCAGAGCCGGGACGCGGCAGUGACCCCGACACUGCCCCUCAGGCUGAGCGGCCCCUCGAGGACCUGAGGCUCCGGCUAGACCAGCUGGGCUGGGCGGCCCGGGGAGCGGGAUCCGGAGAGGAUUCCGCCACCAGCAGUUCCACCCCUCUGGAAGACGAGGAGCCCGACGCAUCAGAGGCAGGAGAGGCUGGGGAAGAACUGGACCUACAACUUCGACUUGCUCAGACCUCGCCACCCAAGGUCUUGACUCCCCAGCCCAGCCCGGGCUCUGGAACCUCCCAGGCCCGUACCCCGUCCCCACCCCGAUACCAAGAUUCGAACUCUGGUCCUGAUCAGCCCAGGCUCGACGAGGAAGAACCCUGGGGGCUGCUGGAGCGGGAGCCAAUCACGGGACAGUGCCUCGAUAGCACGGACCAAUCAGAACUUACAUUGGAGCCACACCUUUUAGUGGCGGACCUGCUGUACUGGAAGGACACAAGGACAUCAGGAGUGGUCUUCACAGGCCUCAUGGUCUCCCUCCUCUGCCUCCUGCACUUUAGCAUCGUGUCUGUGGCCGCCCAUGUGGCACUGUUGCUGCUCUGUGGCACCAUCUCUCUCAGGGUUUACCGCAAAGUGCUGCAGGCCGUGCACCGCGGGGAUGGAGCCAACCCCUUCCAGGCCUACCUGGAUGUGGACCUGACCCUGACUCGCGAGCAGACAGAACGUUUGUCCCAGCAGAUUGCCUCCUAUGUGAUCUCUAUGGCCACCCAGCUGCGGCAUUUCUUCCUGGUAGAAGACCUCGUGGAUUCCCUCAAGCUGGCCCUCCUGUUCUACAUCUUGACCUUCGUGGGUGCAAUCUUCAAUGGUUUGACUCUUCUCAUUCUGGGAGUGAUCAGUUUAUUCACUGUCCCCCUGCUGUAUCGGCAGCACCAGGCCCAGAUCGACCAGUAUGUGGGGUUGGUGAACAGUCAACUGAGCCACGUCAAAGCUAAGAUCCGAGCUAAGAUCCCAGGGACAGGAGCCCUUGCCUCAGCAGCAGCUGCAGUGUCUGGAUCCAAAGCCAAAGCCGAAUGAGAGGGGUGUCUCUGCCUGCGGAACGCCUGCCCCCACCCGUUGCAGCCCUCUGGCCCCUCUCCAUCUCCCAUCCAUCCCCAUCCUCUCCCCGCCUCGGCCCGUCAUUCCCCGGUGGGUGUCAGGAUCGCUCAGACCAGGGAAUCUGCGCCAAUUGCCUGAGCGGCCAGGACUACAUUUCCCAAGAGGCACUGCUCUAGGAGUCCCGGAAAGGCGAGGCACCUUGGCCGCAGGGCCUUCUAGGACUUGUAGUUGACUAGGCAGGGCACCGCCCUGCACUUCCGUGACCCCGCCGCUGGAGGCGCCGUGAGGGGGUGGCGUCUCCUGGACGCCACUAGCCCCAACGCCUGGGCUUUGCAUGGGGCCCAGGCGAGGCCUGAGCUUGGAUUUACACUGUAAUAAAGACUCUUGUGGAAAACC